AUGAUCUCGACCAGUCUGGCGCAGUUCCGGUUGAACACGAUCCGGAAGUGGCACUUCGGAACAAACUGGACAACCUACUAUGACUACCCGAGUUUUGCCCGAUCUGAUUUGGCUCAACAGAUCUGGGCCGAUGAGGACGCCAGACGGGACCCCGACAUGCUUCACCGACAGGUCGGGGUCGUGGAACAUCUCCUCGCCGAGUUCUUCGAGGGCAAGGCCUCGCUCCUCUUUCCGCCCCGGCAAUGCAGAGGACAGGGGUCGCACCGAUCAAGCCACCGCGAGUGGGCAACGGUGGUUGAAACCCCGACGACGACCGUCGUCGAGGUCGAAGAGACCACGCCGAUGGUCACACCGCCGCCGACAAACCCCCGAGUUCCAGAGGAUGAAGACCUUUGGAAUGCGGUCGACGACGAGGCCAUGCCCAAGGCGCCGAUUAUGCUCAACCUCGACCCUACGGGUUGCAGUUUCUCCUCGAGUAAUGAUGGCCCCGCAUGCUGCUGCUUCGACUACAUCGUCGAUACCCCCGACGAUCAGUUCUCGGCCGUCACCGAUGCCUACAACGACAAUCCCGGCCCCUGCCGGCGCCGUACGACAUCGACGGCUUCCGGUUGGCAUGGCCCUCCGAUAACAUCGCGAACAAAGGCCCGACUGCUCUGGCAGAAGUACGGCGAGAACCGCGUCUGCGGCAUUGCCACACUGCGGCUUCGUCACUACACGCCGAUUAGAUGGCUAUCCUGUGAUGUCGAUGGGGCUCACCACUCAUAG
Messenger RNA from Symbiodinium necroappetens, 765 nucleotides. Lineage: Eukaryota; Dinophyceae; Suessiales; Symbiodiniaceae. The record is from the annotation of a GenBank genome assembly.